CGCCCCGGCAACAUCCUCUCCCACGCACCGCGUAUCCUGUUUCCCACCGGAAAUAGGUCCCUGCUCGCCCACCGCCCAGGAUUUGCAAGCUACGAGCUCUCGAGACCACUAGCCCAGGUGUCGGUGCUGUCGUGGUGUGUUGCGUGAAGAUCAGGCACCAUCCUGGGGAGACAGCAGCCUCUGAGGAGCUGCUAUGCAAACUGCAAAAUAGCUAUGAAUAUCACAGCCCUGGACUGACCAGACGUCUGCACUCUGCUUGUUCUUUCCUAGCUUCGGCGCUCGUUUGGACUUUCACAAUCAGAGAUGGCAGCAGAGCCGGCAACAGCGCUAGCUCUGGAGUCUUGGCCCUCUCAUCCGGUCUACGCAAGAUACUGGCAACAUUACCAUCAAGCGAUGGCGUGGAUGCACUGCCACCAGAAUGCCUAUCGGAAGGCCAUGGAAUCUUGCUUCAUGUCCCCGUGGUACUCUUCUGCCAUGGGCCUUCCCCAGAGCGCUUAUGCUCAGGAGGGCAGAAGGCCUCAGUCCUGCUACGAGCAUCCCCCAGCCUCCUGGAACUCCCACCACAGUCAUUCACAUGCUGGCGGGCGUGGACCACAUCCACGUGGCAGAGAAGAGCCAGCUUGGUACGCAGAGGAGGAGAAGGAGAAAGAGAGCGAGUCCGACGAUGGUGGCAUAGAAUGCGACGUGAGCAACAUGGAGAUCACGGAGGAGCUACGCCAGUACUUCGCCCAAACCGAGAGGCACCAGGAGGAGCGCCGGCGGCAGCAGCAGCUGGACGCGGCGCGCCUGAACGACUACGUGAACGCGGACCACGACCUGUACCGCGACACGCGCCGCCGCUCCGUGCUGCCCCCAGCUGAGCGGCCCGGCGAGCGGCGCCGGGCCGAGAUGCGGCACCUGUACGGGGCCAGCGCCGCCAAGAUCCAGGCCAUGGAGGCGGCCGUGCAGCUCAGCUUCGACAAGCACUGCGACCGCAAGCAGCCGAAGUACUGGCCAGUCAUCCCGCUCAAGUUCUGAGCCGCGCCCCUUCCUCUCGCUGUCCCCCCUCCCCCUCUCCCGUGGCUCUUCUCUGGGUAAGGCUGACUAAUGAGCACGUUCACCAAAGUCCCCGGGGGGCGGGGGCAAUGUCAGCCACCUGGAGGUGGGCAGGACGUGCCCUGCUGCCAACAUGAGAGAUCUUCUCUUGAGGUAAAACGCGAAUUUCAUAUACAUCCCACUGGUUUUUAAUGUCACUAAGAGCGACCAGUUCAUUAAAGUUCUCGCUUGGAGAUACUGCCUA
Delphinapterus leucas (beluga whale) is the source of this 1279-nucleotide messenger RNA. RefSeq names its product gem nuclear organelle associated protein 8 (gene GEMIN8). Gene Ontology annotation, biological process: spliceosomal snRNP assembly. Gene Ontology annotation, cellular component: SMN complex. NCBI's taxonomy places the organism in Eukaryota, Metazoa, Chordata, Mammalia, Artiodactyla, Monodontidae. The record is from RefSeq and is a predicted model, not a curated record.